UCCAGGAGGUGCCAGCUGGAGCUGUGGUUAAUCAUCAACCCAGCGCCACAGGAAGUGAGCGGCCAUGCGUGGCAGCCCCAGCCCCGGGGCCUCCGGAGCUCUGGGCAGGUCCUUUCGGUAGACGGGUCAUCCGGAUUGAGAGGAGGGGAAGGACCCAGCCACAGCCAGGACACCCCAAUCCACACGCCCUGAGCAGCCCCCCCAAAACAGCAUCACAACGAGGGCAGAACGCGGCGGAGGGGGUUCACAUGGAUAGACUACUAACAAAAUGCACCUGGAAGGAUGAGUUCUGGCAGAACCCCUGGGACCAGGGGGGCCUGGUAGUGAUCUGCUUGUUCAUCAUUACGGUCCUGUUUCUCAUCUUGUUUGCUAUUGUGUUUGGUUUACUCCCCCCACUCAAUAGGGUCAACCAGUGUGAAGAGUCGUGACCUGACUUUCUGUGGGCCAAGAAGGGGGCCACUGUUAUACACUCUCAAAACACCAUGAACCUUUUCUCCAAAGCCCUUUUAACAGUCUGGAAUUAUACAUUUUUCAUGUGAUUAUCUGAUAAGUGCCUGUCUUCCCCACGGGUCCAGGCAACAAAAAGCAGGGGCUGGGUCUCUUUCUGUCCCCCACUGUACCCCCUUUUCUGAUGUGCCCUCGCACAGAGUCAGUAUCAAUCAAUAUUAGCUGGUUGAAUAAAUGAAUGAAUGAACAAACGAGCAAAUGAAUGGAUAAACAGAGGGAUGCUGGGCCGUUGGCUCCCCCAGCCUGGGGACCCCAGGAGAUGACAGAGCCCGGUACAAUCUAGGCCUAAACCAAAGCUGUUUUUCCCAUCUCAGACAGGGUCCAGAGGCCUCUAGGCUGGAGGAAGGUUGCUUUGAACCUAAUUACUGUUCCUUUUUACACGCAAAGGUAAAUUUGGCCCUGUCAUAAAUAAUCAAAUGCAUUUCAUGGCCACGCUCAGAGGAAGUAGCUGCACACAAUGAAGAGAGGAAGCCAUCUGGACACCCCACGCUGGCCUCAUUCAUGUGACCCAACAGUCUCUUCUCUUGGUCCCAGAGAUGCCCAGGUAUCCCUCACAGGGUCCCCCAGCCCCCAUGCACCCCAGACCCUACAACGCAGCCCUUGUAGAAAUGUCCCCGCGUCUGCCAAAGCCACCAAGCAGGCCUGUCCCUCGCUGCCAAGUGCCCUCCCUUUGCAAACAGCUGCUUCAACGUCAACCUCAAACCAGGCUAUUCUUAGAAAAAGGGCAAGUAUCUGGUGAGGAAGGGGCUUUGCCUUCGUGCUAUGUACCAUUCAUGCAAUGAAGAAACAUUCGUUUUUACUCAAAGAGCAAUUUCAAAUCCAGCCACACCAGCCACGUUCACUCUGUCCCAGGGCCUGGAA
Messenger RNA from Kogia breviceps (pygmy sperm whale), 1368 nucleotides. NCBI's taxonomy places the organism in Eukaryota, Metazoa, Chordata, Mammalia, Artiodactyla, Physeteridae. The record is from RefSeq and is a predicted model, not a curated record.